AUGUCGGACAAAGAUGCGGCCACGCCUCGAUUGUUCCUGAUACGCCACGAAUCAUUAUGGACCUGGAAUAAGCCGUCGCUGUUCUUACCCAAAAGAGUCGUUGCUGUCGUUGUUGCCGCCCCCGUCUUUUCGACUCACACGAGCCACUUCUUCCUAGGUGAAACGGAGUGGUCCCGUAAUGGCCGCUACACCGGAAUCAGCGACAUCCCUCUCCUACCCGAAGGCGAGGAGAAAGUCCGCCAGACAGCCUCGGUCGUCUUCGGUGGUGGACGAUUGAUCGACCCCAGCAAGCUCACAUCUAUCAUCUGCAGCCCGAGGAAACGCGCACGACGAACACUCGAAAUCCUACUGGAGCAGAUACAAGAUGCCGUCACGAAGGAAACGCUCGAAAGAAAAACGAAUGUCACCGAGGAGAUUGCGGAAUGGGGUUAUGGCGACUACGAGGGCCUCUAUACCCGUCAGAUCCAAGAGCUCCGCAAGUCGAGAGGUCUCGACAAGGAACGGGCCUGGGAUAUUUGGCGAGACGGGUGUGAAGGGAGCGGAGGAGAGUCGGCGGCACAAGUGCAAGCACGCCUCGAUGGGCUGAUUUCGCAAAUCACGUCAAUUCACCAGGAAGCGUUGGAGAAAGGCGACCGGAAAAGUGAUGUCGUUGUGGUAGCGCACGGCCACAUAUUGAGAGCGUUUGUCAAGAGGUGGUUACAGUUCGACAUGGGCGCCAGGCUGGAGUUGAUGCUGGAGCCGGGAGGCGUGUGUGGGUUGAGCUAUGCGCAUGGCCAUAUUGAGCAGAGGGCCGUCCUCGUCGGCAUGAGCUUCCCCAGUUCGACCUGA
Molecule: messenger RNA, 828 nt
Organism: Cladophialophora carrionii CBS 160.54
Lineage: Eukaryota; Fungi; Ascomycota; Eurotiomycetes; Chaetothyriales; Herpotrichiellaceae
Exons: 2
Coding region: 1-828 (275 amino acids)
Biological process (GO): ribose phosphate biosynthetic process
Molecular function (GO): sedoheptulose-bisphosphatase activity
Source: RefSeq, a predicted model, not a curated record